Camelina sativa (false flax) is the source of this 2255-nucleotide messenger RNA. RefSeq names its product sodium/hydrogen exchanger 3-like. Gene Ontology annotation, cellular component: plasma membrane. The record is from RefSeq and is a predicted model, not a curated record. NCBI's taxonomy places the organism in Eukaryota, Viridiplantae, Streptophyta, Magnoliopsida, Brassicales, Brassicaceae. Gene Ontology annotation, biological process: sodium ion import across plasma membrane; proton transmembrane transport; regulation of intracellular pH. Gene Ontology annotation, molecular function: sodium:proton antiporter activity; potassium:proton antiporter activity.
GGGCCAUCUUUGGCGGUCUCUCGUCUUCGUCUCUUUGCUGUCCUUCAAACAGAACUGUACCAUCUCUCUCUCUCUCGACGACCAAAAAGAGAAUCAUUUUGAUCUUUCGAAUCUCUUCAUAACCAGGAUAUAUACUUUAAACGCUGAGAUUUACAAAAAAUGGCGAUUGGAUUAAGCACAAUGCUGGAAAAAACAGAGACUCUGUUAGGGUCAGAUCACGCAUCAGUCGUCUCCAUGAACUUGUUCGUUGCUCUGCUUUGCGCCUGCAUCGUGCUCGGUCACUUACUCGAGGAGACUCGCUGGAUGAAUGAGUCUAUCACAGCUCUUAUCAUCGGUUCAUGUACUGGUAUUGUGAUCUUGCUUAUAAGUGGAGGCAAGAGCUCAAGGAUUCUUGUGUUUAGUGAAGAUCUCUUCUUCAUUUAUCUUCUUCCACCGAUUAUAUUCAACGCUGGGUUUCAGGUUAAGAAGAAGCAAUUUUUCCGCAACUUCACGACCAUUAUGUUUUUUGGUGCUAUUGGUACUCUCAUUUCAUUUGUUAUCAUAUCAUUAGGUGCUAAACAUUUUUUCGAGAAAAUGAAUAUCGGAGAUCUCACCAUUUCGGAUUAUUUAGCAAUUGGAGCAAUAUUCUCUGCUACAGACUCUGUUUGCACUUUGCAAGUGCUAAAUCAAGACGACACACCUCUCUUGUACAGUCUGGUCUUUGGAGAAGGUGUAGUGAACGAUGCAACAUCUGUUGUGCUCUUCAACGCAAUACAGAGAUUUGAUCUCACAAACAUCAAUUCAACCAUAGCUUUGGAGUUUGCUGGAAACUUCUUUUAUCUCUUCAUCUUAAGCACAGCACUUGGUGUUGCAGCUGGAUUGCUCAGUGCUUUCAUUAUGAAGAAGCUCUAUAUUGGAAGGCACUCUACUGAUCGUGAAGUUGCUCUUAUGAUGCUACUGGCUUACUUAUCAUAUAUGCUUGCAGAGCUAUUCCACUUAAGCUCAAUCUUGACUGUGUUCUUCUGCGGGAUUGUUAUGUCUCACUAUACAUGGCACAAUGUAACAGAUAAAUCAAAAGUUACCACAAAACACACUUUUGCUGCAUUGUCAUUCCUAGCUGAGAUUUUUAUCUUCCUUUACGUUGGAAUGGAUGCUCUCGAUAUUGAGAAAUGGGACGUUGUACGCGACAGUCCUGGUCAGUCGAUUGGAGUGAGUUCAAUACUUCUAGGGCUUAUUCUUCUGGGUCGUGCUGCGUUUGUGUUCCCAUUAUCCUUCUUGUCUAAUUUGACAAAGUCACCAGAUGAGAAAUUAGAUUGGAAGAAACAAGUAACCAUUUGGUGGGCUGGUCUGAUGCGUGGUGCAGUGUCAAUGGCUCUUGCUUAUAACCAGUUCACAACUUCAGGACACACUAAGGUUCUUGGAAACGCUAUCAUGAUCACCAGCACCAUUACCGUUGUUCUUUUCAGUACUGUGGUGUUUGGUUUGCUAACCAAACCGUUAGUAAAACACUUGCACCCUUCAUCAAAACGGUCUUCCACGACAGCGCUGCUGAUCACACCGGGAUCUUCUUUACAGGAUCCGCUCCUCAAUGGUGAUAGUAUCUAUGACCCGUAUUAUGACCACAUUGAUCAACCGAUCACCUUUAGAAUGUUCUUGAAAACUCCGUCCCGAGCCAUUCAUCACUACUGGAGGAAAUUUGAUAACGCUGUUAUGCGUCGCAUUUUUGGCGGCAGAGGAGUUUCUCCUGUCGUUCCGGGUUCACCAGUUGAGACAAGUAUCCGGCAGUGGAGUGAAGGAGUAGAAAUCAAGGAACAAAACGGUGAACCUUGACGGACCAUAUUGAUAUGGGUAAAGGAUCUUUGACUAGAUGAUCGCGUUUAUGGCGUUUUGGACGCAAACGCAACAGACCGGCUCUCAUUUCUUUGCCUCCAGUUUUGGUACAAUGGUUUUUGCUAUACGGGCGCAUUUUGAUGUGGUUUUUUUCUCCGGUUUGAUUUUGGUUUUUGUUGUGGUUUUGUUAGAGCCGGUCCAAUUUUUUAUGGUUUGGGUUUUUGGUGUUUGGUUUAGCGGUUUUGUUGUUAAAUUGUAAUUCUCUAUGUAAAUAGGGACUGUGACUGAUAUAGGGGUGACUUGUGAGAAUGACUUGGGUAACUGUCCACCCCAAUUAACGUAGACGUUAGCGGCUGCGUUUUGAGAUACGCCGUUUGUGUUGGGGGGGUCGUUUUCUUUCAAGUUUUUUUCUUUCUUUGGUAUGAAUUUUCUUUAAAGUUUGUGUA